Ostrinia furnacalis (Asian corn borer) is the source of this 1152-nucleotide messenger RNA. RefSeq names its product THAP domain-containing protein 1-like. The coding region runs from base 222 to 980 and encodes 252 amino acids. NCBI's taxonomy places the organism in Eukaryota, Metazoa, Arthropoda, Insecta, Lepidoptera, Crambidae. The transcript is spliced from 2 exons. Gene Ontology annotation, molecular function: sequence-specific DNA binding. The record is from RefSeq and is a predicted model, not a curated record.
UUCUCAGAUUAUUGUUUGUUUACGUUUACGUCAUGUUUACAUUUUUAUCUAAAUAGAGACUUACCUAUAUUUGCCUAAAUUUAAUUUCAUAACAAAUGGACGAAGCGCGCUGUAGGGCUCGGCAUGCGCUCGGCAUGCUACCAGUCGCAAAUGUGCCGCAGUGACGAAACGGAUAGUGUGUUCUGUGUUGUCUAAAAACAGUAACCGUGCCAUCUAAUAAUAUGGCAUGUAGAAAAUAUUGUGCUGUCUUUGGUUGCAUGAAUUCCUCAUUAUCGCACCCAGAAACAACUUUUUUUAAAUUACCUGGAAACACCGAAAGAUGUCAUCAAUGGUUGCUACUGAUCCAUCGAGAUGAUUUGAAAGACAAAUCUAACUUUGCUUCCUACCGUGUUUGUGAAAAACAUUUUAAUGUGGAGGAUAUACUACAAUCGUCAAACCGAAAACUUUUAAAAAAGAAUGCCCUGCCUUUGUUGAUGCUGCCAAGCUUAGUCAGUACUGUCCCAGAAGAUUCUCUAAAAGAAGACAAAGAAACUCAAACUGCUCCGUUGGAAAGAAAGGAAAAUUUUACACAGACUAAAAAGGCAACGAAUAAAACUUUUGCUCAAACCUCAAAGAGUCUCUCUAGUAACACUCCAAGGAUAAUGAAAUUGAAGGCUGAACUCCGGCAAUGCAAAAAGAAAAUAAAAUUACUCGAAACUGAAAAUAAAAAACAAAAAGCUGAAGAAAAUACUUUCCAUCGACUUUGCGAUAAAUUUUUGACCGACAAACUGGCUCUCCUGAUAAAAGCACAAAGUAAACUAAAACAACAUGGAAAAGGAAAUCGAUACGAUGAGGACUACAUCAUUUACUGCUUAAAUUUAUACCACAUCAGCCCACAAGCAUACGAGUUUUUGCAAAGUGCGUUAUGUCUUCCCUGUCCUUCGACAUUGUACAAUCAACAGCAACGUCACAAAAUAGACUCACUGCCGAUGGGGCAAUAAAAACUUGGGACUGCGACAGCGCUUACGUAUCUCAUUCAUAUACAGUAUACACUAUACAGGUCUUAUGGGGAGGCGUAGUAUUGCAAGUGUAUCGUUUAUUUAAUUGUUAAUACUAUAAGUAGUUAAUACCUACCUACUAUUAUGUGUAGAAAUAAUGAAGUAAGUAAUAAAU